This is a messenger RNA of Lactuca saligna, 438 nucleotides long. The record is from the annotation of a GenBank genome assembly. Lineage: Eukaryota; Viridiplantae; Streptophyta; Magnoliopsida; Asterales; Asteraceae.
AUGGCGGCAGCUCCUCCAAAUUCCGUCCAAUGCUUCGGCCGGAAGAAGACGGCGGUUGCCGUGACUCACUGCAAGGCUGGUCGUGGCCUAAUCAAAAUCAACGGUGUCCCAAUCGAGCUUGUUCAGCCUGAAAUCCUCCGAUACAAGGCGUUCGAGCCGAUCCUUCUUCUUGGACGCCACAAGUUUGCUGGCGUUGACAUGAGGAUCCGCGUCAAGGGUGGAGGUCACACUUCUCAGAUCUACGCAAUCCGUCAAAGCAUCUCGAAAGCUCUCGUCGCUUACUACCAGAAAUUCGUUGAUGAAGAACAGAAGAAGGAAAUCAAAGAUAUCCUCGUGAGGUACGACAGGACUCUUCUCGUUGCUGAUCCGAGAAGGUGCGAGCCGAAGAAGUUUGGAGGUCGUGGUGCUCGUGCUAGGUUCCAGAAAUCAUACCGUUGA